This is a messenger RNA of Triplophysa rosa, 1180 nucleotides long. Its product is annotated as serine/threonine-protein kinase pim-2-like. The transcript has 7 exons. Gene Ontology annotation, molecular function: protein serine/threonine kinase activity; ATP binding. Bases 131 to 913 code for a protein of 260 amino acids. NCBI's taxonomy places the organism in Eukaryota, Metazoa, Chordata, Actinopteri, Cypriniformes, Nemacheilidae. Gene Ontology annotation, biological process: protein autophosphorylation; negative regulation of apoptotic process; regulation of mitotic cell cycle. The record is from RefSeq and is a predicted model, not a curated record. Gene Ontology annotation, cellular component: cytoplasm.
UACAGUCUCUUCAGGGUCCAACUCAGAAAGUGUUGACAGCUUUCACACCGCUGUCUGUUCUGUGUCGGACCUGCUGCAGAAUAAUGAGGACGGGAAUGUGAUUUAUGAAAUCAACUCCUGUCAGUAUAAGAUGGGUAAAAAGCUGGGUGAAGGAGGAUUUGGAUCCGUGUAUGAAGCGACCCGUGUGAGCGACGGCCUUAAGGUGGCAGUGAAAAUUGUCAGGCCCGGCGGGUAUUCUGAUCGUAUUUGCAUACCCGGUCAUCCUAACCCCCUUCCACGAGAGAUCGCUCUUCAUGUCCUCGCCAAUGAAGGAGCUAAAUUGUCUGAGAUCAUCCGGCUUUUGGACUGGGAGGAGCGUGAUGACAAAUACAUCAUGGUCCUCGAGCAUCCUUCUCCCUGCAUGGACUUAAGUGAAUUUAUUGAAUGCCAUGGAGGAGCCAUCACAGAGGACUUAGCCAAGAGCAUCAUGCGGCAGGCGAUCCAGGCUGCUAUUGAAUGUUUCAAACGGGGAGUUUUCCACAGGGACAUCAAACUGGAAAACUUCCUGAUUAACACCGAAACAUUUGAGGUCAAACUCAUCGACUUUGGCUGUGGCGAUCUCUUAAACAAAACAAGUUACACAACAUUGACGGGCACAUGGGCAUACUGCUGCCCUGAGAUGCUCAAAACAGACAGGUAUCACGCAUUGCCGGCGAUGGUGUGGUCACUCGGCUUGAUGUUGUACAGAUUGGUGUGCGGGAAACUUCCAGAAAAAUACAUCUUGUACUGGAUCAACGACAAAAAUUGGUACAGAGAUGACUUGAGCAAAGAAUGCUGCAGGUUUAUUAACGCUUGCCUGCAGCAAGAUCCAGGUCAACGGAUUCAGAUAAAAGACAUCCUUUUUCAUGAGUGGUUUCAGGUCAAAGGUAUGUGAUGUGGAGACACAGGUAAGGUGAAUGACAGCCGUUUGGAGGUUCAGUAAGUAUAAACAGUGUUGCGUCAUGUCUCUAGAAAGUGUACACACACCGGCGGCACAACUGUGCCCUUACCACAAUUAGGGGUGUCACAAUAAUCCUCUCAUCGCCAUGGUUUCACAGUUAAUCGACAUAAUCGCAAUGAUUUAUUGGACAACUAAUCGUCAGCCAAAUGUCAUAAUCGUGACAGCCCUAAUGACAAUGUUUUAUUUUCUGGUAAAAGUGUA